AUGGCUAUCCUCUUCUCCAAGCCUGCGGACACCCCAGGCUCGGCCCUGCCUGCAGUCCUCAUAGGAUGUUUCGUUGCGUUUGGUGGUGUCCUGUUUGGCUAUGAUACAGGGACAAUAGGAGGCAUAUUGGCCAUGAAGUACUGGAGAAACCUCUUCUCGACCGGAUACAUCAACCCAAAAGAUCAUUAUCCAGACGUGACGGCGAGUCAGACAUCUGAAAUUGUCUCCAUCUUGUCAGCGGGCACUUUCUUUGGCGCCCUAUUCAGUGCUCCCAUCGCAGAUUUCCUGGGUCGUCGGCUAGCCAUGAUCUUCAACACUGGAGUGUUUACCUUUGGCGUUAUUCUUCAGACGGCUGCCACUGCGAUCCCAAUGUUUGUCGCAGGGCGGUUCUUUGCCGGCCUGGGAGUUGGUCUCCUGAGCGCCACCAUUCCUCUGUAUCAGUCGGAGACAGCACCAAAAUGGAUCAGAGGAGCCAUUGUCGGCUGUUAUCAGUGGGCCAUUACUAUUGGUCUCUUCCUUGCUGCGAUUGUUCUUAACUCUACCAAAAACCGCAACGAUACUGGAUCUUACCGGAUUCCCGUGGCUGUCCAAUUUGCGUGGGCCAUCAUCUUGGUGUCUGGCAUGUUGAUCCUCCCUGAGACUCCACGCUUCUUGAUCAAGAGAGGGAAUGGUGAAAAGGCCGCAAAGUCUCUCGCCCGUCUCCGCAGGCUCCCUGUGGACCACCCUGCUAUCGUUGAGGAGCUGACCGAAAUCAUCGCGAACCAUGAGUACGAGAUGACUAUUGGCACGGCGUCCUACCUUGCCUGCUUCAAGGCCCCCAUCAGGAAGCGACUGUUUACUGGCAUGGCUCUCCAGGCUCUUCAACAGCUCACCGGCGUCAACUUCAUCUUUUACUACGGCACGACAUACUUCACCAGCGCGGGAAUACACAACCCGUUCAUCAUUUCUGUCAUCACCGACGUCGUCAAUGUCUGCAGCACCGUCCCUGGUCUGUGGAUGGUCGAGCGUUGGGGGAGACGACCGCUGCUUCUCUUCGGUGCUAUUGGCAUGUCCGUUUGCCAGCUUAUCGUCGCGAGCGUAGGUACCGCCAGACCCGGUGAGCCGGCCGCCAGCAAUGCCUUGAUCGCUUUCGUCUGCAUCUACAUCUUCUUCUUCGCCUGCUCGUGGGGCCCUUGCGCUUGGGUUGUUACCGGCGAAAUCUUCCCAUUGAAAGCCCGAGCAAAGGGUUUGUCCAUGACCACAGCUUCAAACUGGUUGCUCAAUUGGGCUAUCGCCUAUUCUACGCCGUACAUGGUGAAUCCAGGCCCCGGAAAUGCGAACCUUGGAUCCAAAGUCUUCUUCGUCUGGGGUGGAUUCUGCUGCGUCUGCUGUGCAUUCGUGUACUUCUUUAUCUACGAGACAAAAGGCUUGACCCUUGAGCAGGUCGACGAGCUCUACGCCAAGGUCAGCUCGGCUAGAAAUUCGCCUGGCUUUGUCCCGACUGUUCGCUUCACCGAGGUCAAGGAGAUGGGAGCAAUGGAGGCCCGUCGGAGCACCUUGGCAGAUCUUGAGCAGGCUGCCGUUCGUAGGAAGAGCUCAGCUGGCGUUCAUGAGGAAUACGUCAAGUCCUGA
Messenger RNA from Fonsecaea multimorphosa CBS 102226, 1611 nucleotides. RefSeq lists its product as uncharacterized. Lineage: Eukaryota; Fungi; Ascomycota; Eurotiomycetes; Chaetothyriales; Herpotrichiellaceae. Gene Ontology annotation, biological process: transmembrane transport; carbohydrate transport. The transcript is spliced from 6 exons. Gene Ontology annotation, cellular component: membrane. Bases 1 to 1611 code for a protein of 536 amino acids. The record is from RefSeq and is a predicted model, not a curated record. Gene Ontology annotation, molecular function: carbohydrate:proton symporter activity.